This is a messenger RNA of Rhododendron vialii, 2878 nucleotides long. RefSeq lists its product as uncharacterized. The transcript is spliced from 4 exons. Gene Ontology annotation, molecular function: nucleic acid binding; zinc ion binding. NCBI's taxonomy places the organism in Eukaryota, Viridiplantae, Streptophyta, Magnoliopsida, Ericales, Ericaceae. The record is from RefSeq and is a predicted model, not a curated record. Bases 480 to 2327 code for a protein of 615 amino acids.
CCAUAAUACUCCGGAACCACCCAAUAAUUGGCCCUCUAUGACCGUUUAUCAGGACAUUGAAUGAAGGCUACUGCGCUCUCUCUCUCUCUCUCGCUCUCUCUCUCUCCUAGACUCCUACGUUACUACUAGUGUUCCUCCAUUCCAAAACCCCACCAACCCUUUCCCUGUAUGAUUCUCUCCGGCGAAAAAUGAAAGACGGAGACACGUGAACCCAUCAAGAAUUGCAAUCAGGUUCGGGCCAAGAACAAGAAUCGCAAGGUUUGCGCCAAGAAAACCCAUCUCUCUCUUUCGUCUCAUCGUGCAAUUUAUCAUCUUUACUGUGAUUUCCUCUCCUGAAUUAGAUAUAGGCUUGUCCAUAGCCGGCCCGUACUUUUCAGGGCCUAAAGCGAAAGUUAAAGAUUAGGCCCUUCUAGCUAAACUAUUACAAAGGGUACUAAAAUUGGAGGGCCCCUAAAAUUUGAAAAUUUUUAGGGGCCUAAAUGCGGCCGCCUCUUGGGUUUAGCUCAGGGCCGACUCUGCGCGUGUCGGUCUAUAUGCAUCGAGUAUCCAUGGUUGUGGGUUUUGAUAUUGUGGACUGUCUAUCAGGGGUUUGUCAAGAAGUUCCAAAGAUGAGUGACAUCUUGGGGAACAUACUUAAUGACACAGUUAAUGAGAGCGAGUUGAUAACUGCCGGAGAAAUGGAGAAGAAGAGGAUCAGAGAAGAGAUCAGAACGUUGGGGUUGUCGCGCAGGCGGGAGAUAGAAGCGGAAGUCGUUAGGGAAAUGAUUAUGGAGGGGGAGUUAGAAGCUGAAGUCGUUAGUGACAUCUUGGGGAACGCACUUGAUGAGAGGGAGUUGAUGGUUGCCGAAGAAAUGGAGAAGAAGAGGAUCAGAGAAGAGAUCAAAGCGUCAGGGUUGUCGCGCAGGCGGGAGUUGGAAACUGAAGUUGCUAGGGAAAUGACGAUGGAAGGGGUUUUCGAUAGGGGUAGCGACUUGGUAGGGCUUUCAUUGAAGGAUUAUGGGCACCUAGGGGUUGGAUUUGGGAAAAGGAUCCAAAAGCAGGGAGAGAAUGAUGGGAGGAGUUCUGUGGUGGAGACUAAAGACAGCAUACUUCUUGGUGCUUUUCCAUUUCAACGUGAUCCAGAGGCGGUAUUGAAGGGUAGGAUGCCAAUUCCUGAACCGAUCAAAGAGGCUAAGCAUUUUCCCUCAGUCAAUUUGUUUAAGAAGUUACGGAAAGAGUGGAGUUGCUCUCUGUGUCAGUUCAAUGCCACAUCCGAGCAUCGACUGAACGACCAUUUACAAGGAAGGAAGCACAAAGCAAAGGAGAAAGCAAAGGCAGAAACCACUAAACCAGUGAACAAAAAUGCUGACAAUUCUGAGGCAUCGGUGGAGGAAGCUGAAUAUUCAAAUGAAGUGGGAAUGAACCUAGCUAAGCCUUUGGACUCGAGCGUUUCUGGGGUAAAGCGGAAAUCUGAAGCACCAAUUACUGAAUUUGUCAAUGAUACGCCCUCAGUCAAUUUGAGUAAAAAGUUACAGAAACUGUGGAGUUGUUCUCUGUGUAAGGUUGCUGUCACAUGUGAGCUUGAUCUGAGCUGCCACUUACAUGGAAAAAUACACAAUGCGAAGGAAAAGGCAAUAGCAGAAACCACUAAACCACUGAACAAAAAUGCUGACAAUUCUGAGGCAUUGGUGGAGGAAGCUGAAAAUUCAGAUGAACAAGAAAUGAACGAUGUCGAUUCGGUUGAUUGUGAAUUGAAGCUAAAAGGGGAAUUGAAGAAUACAAAUGAUGGUGCUGAAGUGAGUGAAAAUGAGAUCGCUACAGAUCAAAAUAAUGAUUUCAAAUUCCGGUGCAACAUAUGCAAGUUUGGAACCAAUGCCGAAGAGGAGAUGACCGAUCAUCGGAGGGAGUUGUGUUACGUGACUCUGUGGGAGUUCAAAACCUCUAGAGGCAAAUGUGAGCUUGAUUUGAAGCGCCACUUACAAGGAAGGACGCACAAAGCAAAGGAAAAGGCAAUAGCAGAAACCACUGAACAAAAAUGUGAGCUUGAUUUGAAGCGCCACUUACAAUUAAGUCAUCUCAUUUUCACUCACUUCAGUGGUUUAGUGGUUUCUGCUAAUGCCUUUUCCUUCGCUUACAAGGAAAAGGAAGGAUGCACAAAGCGAAGGAAAAGGCAAUAUGAGAAACCACUAAACCCACUGAACAAAAAUGCUGACAAUUCUGAGGCAUUGGUGGAGGAAGCUGAAUAUUCAGAUGAACAAGAAAUGAAUGAUGUUGAUUCAGGUGAUUGUGGAUUGAAGCUAAAAGGGGAAUUGAAGAAGGAUGCACAAAGCGAAGGUAUUGUUACGUGACUGUGUAGGAGGUAAGCCUGUAAAACCACUAAACCACUUACAUGAAGGAUGCACAAAGCGAAGGAAAGGCAUAUCAGAAACACUGAACAAAAAUGGUGACAAUUCUGAGGCAUCAGUGGAGGGAGCUGAAUAUUCAAAUGAACAAAAAAUGAAUGAUGUCGAUUCGGUUGAUUGUGGAUUGAAGCUAAAAGGGGAAUUGAAGGAUACAAAUGUUGGUGCUAAAGUGAGUGAAAAUGAGAUCGCUAGAGAUCAACACAAUGAUUUCAAAUUCCGGUGCAACAUAUGCAAGUUUGGAACCAAUGCCGAAGAGGAGAUGACCGAUCAUCGGAGGGAGAUGUCAGAUGUGUUACGUGACUCUGUGGGAGGUAAGCCUGUAAAACCAAUGGUGCAGCAGCUGAGGAAGGAGGAACCAGAUGUAUAGUAGAAUGAUCAGAAUGCAGAUGACUAAAUGUAUGUUUUUUUUUGGUCUUUAUAGUUCAAAACCUCUAGAGGCAAAUGGUGUUGCUUACACAAAUUUUGUUGAUGAAAGAAAUAGUUAAUUUUUCUUCUAU